Messenger RNA from Knipowitschia caucasica, 1113 nucleotides. The record is from the annotation of a GenBank genome assembly. Lineage: Eukaryota; Metazoa; Chordata; Actinopteri; Gobiiformes; Gobiidae.
AUGUCUGCCCAGGCUCAAAUGAGAGCUCUGCUGGACCAGCUGAUGGGAACAGCCAGGGAUGGGGAUGAGACGCGGCAGAGGGUGAAGUUUACUGAUGACCGGGUCUGUAAAAGCCAUCUUCUUAACUGCUGUCCACAUGACAUUCUCUCGGGGACGCGAAUGGACCUGGGGGAGUGUGCAAAGAUCCACGACCUGGCCCUUCGAGCGGAUUAUGAAAUUGCUUCUAAAGAGCGGGAUCUGUUUUUUGAAUUGGAUGCAGUGGAACACCUGGAGUCUUUCAUUGCCGACUGCGAUGGAAGAACGGAAUUGGCAAAGAAGCGUUUGACAGAAACUCAAGAAGAGAUCAGUGCUGAAGUGGCGGCAAAAGCCGAAAAAGUCCAUGAACUAAAUGAGGAAAUUGGAAAACUUCUGGCGAAGGCCGAGCAGUUGGGAGCAGAGGGCAAUGUGGAUGAAGCUCAGAAGGUUCUUCAGGAAGUAGAAAAGGUUCGCACCAAGAAGAAAGAUGCUGAGGAAGAGUACAGAAACUCGAUGCCAGCAUCCAGCUAUCAGCAACAGAAGCUGCGGGUGUGUGAGGUCUGCUCUGCUUACCUCGGUUUGCAUGACAAUGAUCGGCGUCUGGCAGACCACUUUGGAGGGAAGCUCCACCUGGGCUUUAUUCAGAUACGGGAAAAACUGGACCAACUAAAGAAAGUUGUUGGUGAGAAGCAGGAGAAAAGGAACCAGGAACGCUUGAAGAGACGAGAAGAAAGAGAAAAAGAGGAGCUGCUGAAGAAAAAGACCAAGUCACGCAGCCGGGAGCGAGAGCACAAGCGGUCUCGCUCACGAGAGCGCAGGAGGAAGCGUUCUCGCUCCUCCUCUCGGGAGAAGCGGCGUUCCCGCUCACGCUCCAGGGACCGCAGGAGGAGGCACCGCAGUCGCUCUCGCAGCCGCGGCCAUCGCCACAGCCACGACCGCAGCUCCAGGCAUAAGUCGUCCAGGGACCGAGAGCGGUCCUCUAGAGACAGAGAGCGCUCCUCCAGAGACCGGUCCCGAGAUCGAGAGCGGGACAGGAAGGACGGUGUGAACGGCAAAUCAGACUCCAGACGAGAGGACAAGGACACAGGAGAUCUUUAA